AUGUCAACCCAACCGACGUUUGACGAUUUACCAGAAUUUGACGCCAGGAAAUUCCAACCUCCCGAAUGGGCCAAAACGCAAUUCCACUGGGGAGAGAAAAACGGUGAAACUUCUAAAGCUGGAUCACUGAACGGUGCUUCAAAUCGUGAUACCACUCAAUCACAUACCGCAGACAAGGGAGUCGUAGAUCCUGAUGGCGAUGACGACCAAGAAGAAGAGGAGGAAGAAGACGAGAUAUGGGAAGACGCUGUAGAUAUCGUCGAACCUGAUGAAGCUAAAUUCUCAACUGAAGACCUGAAUGAGCUUCUUACGAAAGCUAUCAGACUGAAAAACGAAGGAAACGCUUUAUUCACUUUUAAACCGAUACCGAAAUAUGAUGAAGCGAUAUCAACAUACCUUAAAGCUAUAGAUCAUCUACCACACAUACCCUCCCCUCCUGAAGAGGAUGAGUCUGUCAACCCCAAAAAGGGCGGUAACAAGUCAGGGGAAAGUGGGAUCGAAGAAGUGACAGAAGAAGAAGCUAUUAAAAUCGAACAAGAAGAACUGAAAAAAGCGACAAGUGACCAAGAGAAACAAAGGGAACAAGUAGAAAAUGGGAUUAAAGAAUGUACGAAGAAUGUUUGGGGUAAUUUAGCUGCAUGUUAUCUUGCUUUGAAAAAAGAUAAAGAAGCUGUUGAAGCUUGUACUGAAGCACUCAAGAUCGACCCAAACUACGUUAAAGGAUUACAUCGACGUGCCACUGCUAAUGAACGAAUAGGGGAGUUGUCAGCUCUGGUAUCUGCUAAAGAUGAUUAUACACUCCUUCAAAAUCUCUUACCACCUUCAUCACCUCUAAACCCAUCAAUCAGGAGAUCCUUAACAAAUCUACCUGAAAGAAUCAAAGUGGAAGAGAAGAAACAGAUGGACGAAAUGAUGGGUAAAUUGAAAGAUUUAGGUAAUUCCUUACUUGGAAAUUUCGGUUUAUCGACGGAUAACUUCAAAUUUGAGAAACAAGAUAAUGGUGGAUGGGGAAUGAACUUUCAGAGAUAA
Messenger RNA from Kwoniella shivajii, 1029 nucleotides. RefSeq lists its product as uncharacterized. The transcript has 5 exons. NCBI's taxonomy places the organism in Eukaryota, Fungi, Basidiomycota, Tremellomycetes, Tremellales, Cryptococcaceae. Gene Ontology annotation, molecular function: protein binding. The record is from RefSeq and is a predicted model, not a curated record. Bases 1 to 1029 code for a protein of 342 amino acids.